Messenger RNA from Heterostelium album PN500, 1437 nucleotides. RefSeq lists its product as uncharacterized. Gene Ontology annotation, molecular function: protein binding. The record is from RefSeq and is a predicted model, not a curated record. Lineage: Eukaryota; Evosea; Eumycetozoa; Acytosteliales; Acytosteliaceae. Bases 1 to 1437 code for a protein of 478 amino acids. The transcript has 3 exons.
AUGUUUGGAGGACGUCAAGGAUCACAGCAUUUCAAUGACCUCUAUGUUUUCAAUCUUGAUUCGCGUGUCUGGACACAGGGUAUUACCCACGGUGUGCUAGUCGGUCCACUGGCGAACCACGCAUCGGUAUUCAUCGACAAGAAUCUCUACGUCUUUGGUGGAAUGGAUGGUAAACAGUGUUACGACACUCUCUGGACACUAAACCUAGAGAGCAUGAAAUGGAAGUCACCAACUGUUGAAAACAAACCAUCGAUGAGACAUAAACAUACAUUAUCUGUCACCUCUGAUGGAACAGCACUUGUAUUGACAGCUGGAAUGGAUUUACCACCAAACUGUUAUGAUGAUAUACAUAUAUUACAAGUAAAUAAUAAUAUCAAUAUCAAUAACAAUAGCAAUAAUAAUAACAAUAAUAUUAACAAUAGUAUUAAUAAUAAUAACAACAAUAACAAUAGUAAUAUAAAUACAUCUGUUAUUGUGCAACAACAACAACCACAACCACCACCACAACAACUACAACAGGCUCAUUCAACCUCACCAAAUGGAAUGACAAUGAAACCAAUAGAUUCUUCACCAAAGACAUCUAUGUCUCUAUCACCACAAUUGUCGCCAAUUGCAGCAGCCGACCUUGAAGAUCCUAAAUAUAAGCAACUCUACAUGGAACUUCAGAGAAUGAAUGAAGAGGUGUUAAAGUUAUCAUUACAACAUGAUCAUAUUGCUGGAUAUACGAUGCAUUUAAUGUCAUAUGAACAAAUAACUGACUUGGAGAGAACCUAUUUGAAAUUACUAAAGAAAGCACAGAAAGCAAAGGAUGCAUUAUAUGAGAACCAAUUGGAAAUCAAUGGAAAAUAUGAGAAUAGAAUUAAACAAUAUGAACACUCGCCAAGUCAACAUAUUCUAUUACAACAAAGCUAUUCACCUCCACCACCACAACAACAACCAUUUAGAAAUUAUAAGAACAAUAAUGAUAUUCAACAACAGCAACAACAAUAUAUAAGUUAUCCACAACCACAACCACAGCUACAGCAACAAAACUAUAAUACAUAUAAAGAUAAUAAUAAUAACUAUAAUAAUAUAACAAAUAAUAAUAAUAAUAACAAUAAUAAUAAUGGAUAUAAACAAUAUAAUAAUAAUAAUAAUAAUAAUAUGUCUGUAUUGGCUGGUAAAGAUUUAAUCGAUUUUAACUAUCAACAAGCUCUAUUACAACAACAGCAACAACAACAAAACCAACAUCAUCAUCAACAACAAUACCAACAACAACAACAACCUCAGCUACUACCUCUUAAACCCUACAGAACAACUAACAAUAGCAACAACAACAACAAUAACAACAACAACAACAAUAAUAAUAAUAAUAACAAAUAUUUAAGUAAAUCCUUUGGCAAUGUAAAUAAUCAAUAUAAUAACAACAGCAAUAACAAUAAUUUACAAUAUAAUUAA